Messenger RNA from Cetraspora pellucida, 1470 nucleotides. NCBI's taxonomy places the organism in Eukaryota, Fungi, Glomeromycota, Glomeromycetes, Diversisporales, Gigasporaceae. The record is from the annotation of a GenBank genome assembly.
AUGAAUAAUCUUUUGGAAAAUCGAAUUGAAGUUGAAAAUGAUCAAUCAUCAAGACCUACUACGCCUCAUAUGCAAGUUAUUCCAGCUAACCAGAGUGUCGAAAGUUGGGUUUGGUUAUUUGUUAAUAAACAAACUCGAUAUUGUCAAGUUAUAAUUGAAGAUAAGGGUGUUAGACGUCAAUGUGAAUGGUCUUGUCAGAAAAAAACAAGCACAACUAAUAUUGCUAGUCAUUUAAGAGUCAAACAUCGAAUAAUUGAAGGAAAAGAAGAAGCUGAAGUAAUAAACUCAGAAACACAUAAUAGAAAUUUUCCACUUGAACAAAGUAAAAUUAAUAGAAUUACAUAUCAUUUAAUAGACUGGUUAAUAGAUGACAUGCAGGCUUUUCAUGUAGUAGAAAAUCGCAAAUUUCGAAAUUUUGUUUAUGAACUUGAAUCAUUUUAUUCUAUUCCUUGUAAGAAUUCCUUAUAUAAAAAAAUGAGUGAAGCCAUUAGUAUAGUUGAACAAAAUUUGAAUGAAUCAAUGAACAAUACACAUGAAAUUAAUGUUCUAGAUCCAAUUGCAUCUGAUACAGAAACACGAUGGAAUAGUACUUUCUUUUUAUUAGAAAGACUUAUUUAUUUUCGUAAUACACUUUCUAUAUUAGGUAAUAAGCUUGCUUUAGAUCCUGAUAGAACUACGCGAAAUGAUGGUGAUAAUUUAAAAAAAUUAUUGCUUAAUUCGGAUAAUUGGACAUCAUUAGAAGAAUUAAUUUUAUUACUUCGACCUUUUGUGAAUGCAACAAAUCUUACAUCGGGCAGUUUGUAUCCUACUCUUUCACUAUGGUAUCCUACUUUAUAUUGCUUACAGGAUUAUUUAGAAAAUAUUGUACAUACUAUUACAAGUCCUCAAAUUAUAAUAGUAUGUAACGAAAUUUUAGCUUCAUUAUAUAAGCGUUGGGAGAUUCCUGAUGAAUUAGGUUGUAUUGCAAGCUUAUUAGAUCCUAGAUUUAAAUUUUUAAAAUUUUUAUCACCAAUUCAAAUAGAAAAUACAAAACAAAAUUUAAAAAACCAUAUUGAAUUAUUAGAAACACCUAACACACUACCAACUACUAAUUUUUCAGAUAAUACAUCUAUGUUUUUAAAUUUUUUUAAUAAUAAUUUAUCUUCACAACCUCCUACAUCCCAAAUUGAUAUAGAAAUAUCCCUUUAUUUACAACUUCCAGCUCUUUCCGUAUUACCCUUAAAUCAUCCACAUUAUCACCUUCAUGAUCCCUUACAAUGGUGGCAAGAAAAAAGAACAACAUUUCCUUUAUUAUAUAGACAGGCUCGUAGGUUUUUAGCUAUCCCAGCUACAUCGGUUCUAUCUGAAAGACUCUUUUCAGAUGCAGGUAAUGUAAUUACUGACAAACGAAAUCGUCUAAAUCCUGAUACUAUUCACGAUCUAUUAUUUUUAAAAGAAAAUGAUCAUUUAGUUUCAUUUUAUGAAGACUAA